This is a messenger RNA of Nelumbo nucifera (sacred lotus), 1152 nucleotides long. RefSeq lists its product as uncharacterized. Lineage: Eukaryota; Viridiplantae; Streptophyta; Magnoliopsida; Proteales; Nelumbonaceae. Gene Ontology annotation, molecular function: catalytic activity. The record is from RefSeq and is a predicted model, not a curated record. Gene Ontology annotation, biological process: nucleoside metabolic process.
AUGGCAAUGAAGAAGAUAGCAAGUAGUGUGGUGGUGGCUUUGCUGAGCUCUCUGGUUGUAGUCUGCACGUCGGCCACCCCCUUGAAGAGGAGGAGAUCGCUGGGUAUAAUUGGGCAGCUGAACCACGAAGGGCCUUAUCUGGGUCUGCUUACAGUCUACCCACCUGAAGAGGAGGCCUUCUUUGCUACCGGAGCUUUUGAGCCUCAUCCAAGGCAUCCUUUCAUUGAUCUAUCAGGCAGGCGAUUUCGUAUAGGCAAGAUACACGGUAAGAGAGUUGUCUACGUGAGAUGUGGGAUCGGAAUGACAAGCUUGUCAAAUGGUUUCCCCGUGAUUGUCAUCAGAGGGCUAUCGGACUUAGCGGGAGGACAAACUGGACGGAAUACAGUUCAGCUAUUUGGGCCUCUGGCAGCUCUCAAUACUGCCAAAGUUGUCAUUGGGUUCAUCAAAUCCCUGCCAUGAAUGCGUCUGUGUAGCAUCUGUAUGAUAGAGAACUCCAGAACCCAGAUCAGUACUCAGAUAAGAGGACGUCUUAAUGUAGCUGCUUAUGAUCAUCCAGCUGAAAGAGAGAUUAUUGUUUAUAGGGACGUAUUAAGCAAAAUGACAGCACACAGGACACAAAUUUCCAUCUUUCUAUUGGUGUUUGAUGAAGUAUCCAACCAAAUCUCACUUGGAGGGAGUACUGUUUCUAUAUGCACAGACUAAUGUCUCUGAACUUAAAAACCUGAAACCUCUCAGAGUUGUGGAUUAUCUAUGACUAAUAAAACCAGUAAGCACAUUGGUGGGAGAGGACUGUUUCUAUCCUCUAUGGCGUCACUGCUACGAUAGAAUAGAUGCGGUGCGGUGGUGCUACUAUAGCUUCACAGGUUUGAGGCAUCUAUCUCAUCCCUACGUGGCUGAACAGGAUGUAGCAAUGAAAUCCCUAUUUCAUAUCUGAGUUGCUACUGAGCAGUGAGCACAUGUCAUCUCCUGAAAGUGAGACGUUGAAUCUUUCGUUUUUUAACUAAAAACAGGAGCUGCCCAUAACUCGGUGCAGUUCUUGUUACAAUAUAUAGUUAAACCUCCUGGUGGACAUUGAUUGAAUUAUAACAAAACCUCUCGAGGGAUUCAAAUUUUUGCAGAAUUCUGGGGAUGUGAGAAAGUGCAUCCAGAAAA